Molecule: messenger RNA, 1464 nt
Organism: Schistosoma curassoni
Lineage: Eukaryota; Metazoa; Platyhelminthes; Trematoda; Strigeidida; Schistosomatidae
Source: the annotation of a GenBank genome assembly
AUGAAGAAAUAUUCAUGUUUAUUGGAGGGAACCACGUUUUCUGAUCGAAAUUCGGGGUUUGUAUUUACUAGUGAAUCGCCUGGUCCUUCUGAGAGCUUUAGUACAGAAUUACUCGCACAAUCUGCUUUGGAUAAAUACUCUGAUCAAAGUGAUUAUUCUUUUUCAGAUGACAGUAAUCAAUAUUCAUCACUUCUAAGUCAUGAGACACAUUUUAGUUGUCAAAUACCCUGUGAUACACAGCAAAGAACGGUUCGAGAUAGUGAUGAUCACAAAUCAAAGCUUAUAACACGGAAGGAAUGUUCUGGAGUUAGCAAUGUACUAUUAUCUCGUUGUCCAAGCUCACGUUCUAACUUGGCUAGAAAUCGUUUUGAAAGGACAGCAUCACUGAAACGUACUCCAGUAUUUUAUGAAAAACACACAGAUGACAGUGAAAAACGAAGAUCUGGUUCCUGUAACUUUGUGUCUGAUGGGAAAGGCCGUAAUAUUCUUUCUAGGCGGUAUGAGUGUCUAUGUUCCAUCUGUUUCAUUUCUCGUAUAUCAAAACCCGAAAAAUGUAAGACCAGAAGCACAAGAAAACAAAACAAAACUGUGUUAGACACAGAUUACCAUACUGUUAAUCUAAGAAGAAAAGUAUCAACCAAGCAAUUUACUACUACCGAUAGUACUAGUAAUGAACAAACAUAUAAUCGAUCAUCAUCUAAAGUUUCACCUCAUAGUGGGGGUUCACCUACCUCAGAUUUGUAUGAUAUAACAGAAUGCUUGAUCAGUGAAUGUGUUCGAGAUCAUUUAUUGAUCAAACCUGUGAUCUCUAAAAACGACCAUAACGUAACUAUAAGCUCAAAAAGUGAUGUGGUGAAUAACGCUAAAUGUCUACACAAUUCGAAUGAUAAACUGUCGGCAUGGGGAUGUUGGUUGUUAGAGAAAGAAAAACAAAGACGAGAACAAAAAAGAGAGUCAAAAAAGAAACAGAUUGAAGAAAUUCAAAAGAGGAAUCAGUUAUUGGUGCAAAAAAUAAAUCGUAGAAGGUUAGUUGAACAAAAAUGUAAAGAAUGGACUGAAGCAAAACAAAAAGAAAGAAUACAAAUUAAAAAACUUCGAGAGAUAGAGAAGAAAAAUGAAGAAUCAAAAAAAUUACAAGAAUUACUUGAACACACACAGAAAUCCAAAUUGAAAUAUCAAGAGUGGUGUAAAAAGAAAACUGAAGAAGAGUAUAAGAAAAUCGAUUAUAUCAAACAAAUUGAAUUCAAAAAACACAAAGCUAAUCAAACUCGUAAAGAAGCUUCAACUGUAGCCUAUGACCAUUGGUUAAAAUCGAUUGGUUGUAAGAAAUCCGCUUCACACUAUUCACAUGGAUAUUCUGAUGGAAAACUAAUAGACUAUUACGAUCGAACAGCCAAUCCCUCUCCAAGUUUUGUGAAUCCGAAUCCAUGGAUUAAUUCUACAGAUUUAACUCUACAGAGCUGA